This is a messenger RNA of Penicillium verrucosum, 2097 nucleotides long. Its product is annotated as Zn(II)2Cys6 transcription factor domain-containing protein. The record is from RefSeq and is a predicted model, not a curated record. Gene Ontology annotation, molecular function: sequence-specific DNA binding; DNA-binding transcription factor activity, RNA polymerase II-specific; zinc ion binding. Lineage: Eukaryota; Fungi; Ascomycota; Eurotiomycetes; Eurotiales; Aspergillaceae. The transcript has 3 exons. Gene Ontology annotation, biological process: DNA-templated transcription; positive regulation of transcription by RNA polymerase II. The coding region runs from base 1 to 2097 and encodes 698 amino acids.
AUGGACUCUUCGCGGCGGUCUCGGAACCGCGCCGCCUGUCGGAGGUGUCAGCGACGGAAAAUCCGCUGUGACGGGGAUCUUCCCCGCUGCGCAUCGUGCAGAAAGGCCAAUGUAGCCUGUGUUAACGAUGGUAAACAAGAGGUUAAUCGCACGUACAUUGUGAAUCUGCAAAAACGAGUGCAGUGGUUAGAGUCCUUGGUAAAGGAACAGGAUCCAACGGUCCAGCUACAGGAUGGCCCGCAAGUGGACCUGUUGGAUAUCACACAAAUCGAACCUACGGUGGAAAGCACCCAAGUCGAAUCUACCUCACCACAGGGCACUCGCACUCGCCGGUCAAUAACACCCCACCUACAACACGGGCCAGCAGACUCGCAACCAUCUCGGACACAUUCAAGACCUGCCCAUGAAAUUGGACUUGUCUCUCUCUCCUCAGGAGAACCGCGAUACAUUGGUCCGUCAAGCGGAUAUUUCCUAGCAAACCUCAUAUUUUCGAGUGCUGGCCGUCGAACGGGGCCAUCAGGAAAUAAUGGCAAUGCGAACAAGCCAAUGUCACUUUCGUCCGAUUUUUUUAACAGCCCAGCACCGCUCCCAGGUCGCAAAGAAGACGCCGUAGAGCUGACUUCAAAGUACUUCGCCUCGGUGCAUCUCGUAUACCCGUUUCUACACCAACCAUCGCACAUGACAAGGCUCGAGAGAAUGUAUAGCAAUGAAGCACCUCCCGACCCAGCUGAUGCCUUUCAUGUCUAUAUGGUGCUUGCAAUAGCAGCCUCGGAUAUAUCUAGACGCUUUAGAAUUCCUCUUCCGGCCGAGGGGUAUUAUACAGCAGCUACCCAGUAUUUCGAACGUGCAUGUGCCGAUGGCUCUUUGGAAGGACUGCAGAGUCUGCUCUUGCUAAUGGUAUAUGGGCUUCAUAAUCCAUCGUGCGACAUCAAUGUCUGGAGCCUGAAUUAUCAAUGUUUGGGCUCCCUUAUUGACUUGGGCCUUCAGCGUGAUGUUCGCACAUCAUCGACAUUCUCCAUCUCGUUCUUGGAGCAGGAAAUGCGGACUCGCAUCUUCUGGGUUGUAUACAGCUUUGACCGUACGUUAGGGACGAUGAUGGGGCGACCGAUCGGUGUGAGAGAUGAAGCAUGUGAGCUUCGGCUCCCAUCAGAUGUCUCUGAUAGUGAUCUUUCUGAGUCAGUUUACGACGAAACCUCGCAAAAUGGCACAACUUCUCACAUGACCUUCUCUAUCCACCUGUUCAAACUCGCCCGCAUCAACUCUGAGAUUAAAUAUGUCAUGCACAGCAUUUGCAGAGAUCCUCCCCGAUAUGCCUACCCACCGGUACCCGACAUUCAUCUGUGGCAGAAGGAGAUGAUUGAACGCCUUCAAACUUGGCUUGCAGACAUUCCCCGUGGACCAGAAGACGAUGCUAUCGCCAAAAUAUGCGAAACAAAGUAUAACGAAAUGAUGAUACUGGUGCUAAGACCUAGCCCCGGGAUUCCUGAGCCAUCGGAAGAGACGCUCGCGCGAUGCUUCCAGCAUGCCGUAGAUCUUAUCCGCGGGUUUGGGGAGCUUUAUAGACAGGAAGCUCUUGUAUACAGCAGACUCAUUGUUCACUCUGUCUUCUUGAGUACACUGAUAAUGCUACACUGCUUGUGGAGACUACCGCAUGUUGCAUCCGAGGUGCAGAUUGAUGAGGUGGUCGCCGAUACAAGCAUCAGCCUGAAUAUCCUAAGCAGUAUUGGAGAAUACUGGGCUGAGGCUAAGCGGGCAAGGGAUUGUAUCCACGAGUUAUCCGGUGCAACUGUUCAGAGAAUUAUGAAGAUGCGAAGCUUAGAAGCCCCUUCAAGGUCGACCAGACAAGGCAAGAACCAAUCAAUUUCCGGCACAGGAAGAGCACAGCGGCUACAGACUGCCAAUGAGGGAGGGGAGCUUCCUUCUCUUCGUACUGACACUGGUGUUGAAAAUCUGCCGCUGAACUCCUUUAUGGAUGAUUACGAUCCGCAUGUUGAUUCUAUGAGUUGGCUGCAUGAUUCCAUGCCCGGGGGUUUUAUGGACUUCAGCGGGGCUCCGGACUUUGACACUCUCAUGUGGGAGGUUUUUAAUGCUAACUGA